Molecule: messenger RNA, 504 nt
Organism: Aureobasidium pullulans EXF-150
Lineage: Eukaryota; Fungi; Ascomycota; Dothideomycetes; Dothideales; Saccotheciaceae
Exons: 1
Coding region: 175-459 (94 amino acids)
Source: RefSeq, a predicted model, not a curated record
CCGUCUAAAAACUACACAACCCACUAGUAGCACCGUCCUUCUGCCUAGCCUCUGGAAAAGUCAUACACUUUCCAUCCGGUUUAUCGUACUGCGGCGCCACAGAAAAACUCUUGAUCGUAUACAACGUAGUACCACAAGAUCCUCCAUCAUUACUCUAACAUUCAAACCCAUACCAUGAAUACGAUCGCACUUCUGCACAAUUCUCUCCCGGAUACACUGAUACAAUGCGAGAAGCAUCAUAUCCCGCUUGAUAUCUCUUGUCAUCACCCUGUUCUGGAGAAAUCAGGCGGUAGAGGAUGGACGAGUAAUUCGCAAAAGAAUCCUAGAGGUAGGAGUUUUGGAUGGUCCAGUGAAUUCCAAGGGUUUCCGGGUCGUUGUUUUGUUGCUAGGCGAAAGUGUCUUAUGUCAUGUUUAUGUAUCCGGAAGUCGUGGUGUCGCCGAAGUAUUCGCGUAGACUAAAGCAGUGGCCGCCGAUGGGUUAGGCGUGGGUUGUGGUUAUGAAAG